Molecule: messenger RNA, 1261 nt
Organism: Bufo gargarizans (Asiatic toad)
Lineage: Eukaryota; Metazoa; Chordata; Amphibia; Anura; Bufonidae
Product: brain and acute leukemia cytoplasmic protein-like
Exons: 3
Coding region: 36-500 (154 amino acids)
Cellular component (GO): cytoplasm
Source: RefSeq, a predicted model, not a curated record
GAUCCUUCAUUCAGCCCAGCUGCAUUGAGAAGACUAUGGGCUGUGGAGGAAGCAGAGCUGAUGCCAUUGAACCCCGUUACUAUGAGAGCUGGACAAGGGAGACUGAGUCCACCUGGCUGACCAGCACUGAUACUGAGAUCCCACCAGCAGGACUGGGACAUUCCUGUCAAGAUGACCACAGCUCAACAGAGGUUGGAGUGAGGGACAAGAGAGGAUCACAUCCUGGUAUUAUAGAAGAUGGGAAGUCAACUCAGACGUGUGUUACGGUCUCAUCCUCCGGCAAAGAAGCCCUGAAGAAAACUAAUUCAGGAACACAAUGUGGGAAGCCAACAGUCUACUCCACAGGAACGAAGGCACAAAAACAGAAGAGUGUGUGCAGGACUACCGAGGCCAAAAGAGAAAGCAAACGGAUGACCAAAAAAGAAGUCACAAUCAACUUACCGAAAAGCAUCAGGCCAAUGGACAGCGAUGGACGGAUUGCUGAGAACUGUGUUAAUUAGCCUGGGACAGGGAGAUGCUCACAGGGACUCAUUAGAAACAAUUUGCGCACUUUAAUUAAAGUAGCUAAAUGCCGCAGGGAAAGAGAAAUCUUCUAAGAACUGAUCGACUAAUUAUUUUCUUAAAGAUGUUGCUCUCUAUUUUGCAAGCAGAUACAAAACGUGACAAGAGGUGUGGUGGAGGAAAAACAGGGGCGCAAAAGUUUGCUACUGAGUGCCUUCAGUAAAAUGUCUGGGCAUCGGUCUGAUGGGAACAUGGAAAGUCAUGUGGACAAUUGAGCUUGUAGAUUUUUGGUAGGUCAGGUGCAGGGGAUUAUAGUAGUCGCAGUAAGAAUAUCCUGCAUCGUUUAUAAUGCAUCAUAUAAUACAUAGCCUCCUUCUACAAUGUCUAGCUUCUUGAGAACAUCUCAAACCUUUUCAAUCUGAUAGUAUAGUAUCUCUCUUAUAUAGUAACAUAAAACGGAGGCCUGUGUUUUGUGAUUAUACUACUACUCCUAUUAUUGGAUGUGUGCUUUCCAAUGGCUUGGACGCUGCAUGCAAUAACUGACAAGGUUUUAUCUUUAGACGCUAAGCCAAAUUCUCCAACAUACAGGUUCACGGUAACAUCCGGUAUUGCUGUCCGUGACUCUAGGGCUUCAGGAUGGUGUACAUGAUAGUUUAUGCUUUUCGUGUGAUUGCUUUUUGUACAGUCCUGAGACGAGUUCACUUUAAUCGCAGACAUGUAUAACAUAUUCAUGAAGUAAAUCGGGGAUCUAUAGGAAAAC